UCCCCGAAGGCCGGGAAAAACCAGGCGUCGCCUGCGGGCUGCGCUGCACGUCCGCCCCGCCAGGGAAAGAAGGAAGGAAGGAAGGAGGGAGGCGGGCCCUGCCGGCCCCCGCGGCUGCUGCCUGCCGCCUCCUCCGGAGAAGAAGGACUCGCCUCUCGCCCGGGCCGGCCGCGCCAUGCCUCGCCCGCCGAUGCUGCUUCUCCUCCUCCUCCUCCUCUUCCUCCCUGCCGCCCAGCAGCAGCCCGCGCCAGACGCCGCCUCCGCCGAGCGCCGCUGCUUCUGCCAGGUCACUGGUUAUUUGGAUGACUGUACCUGCGACGUGGAGACGCUAGACGCCUUCAACAACUACAAGGUUUUCCCGCGGCUGCAAACCCUUCUCGAAAGUGAUUACUUCAGAUAUUACAAGGUUAACCUAAAGAAGACAUGCCCCUUUUGGAAUGUCAUCAGUCACUGCGGAAUUAGAGAUUGUGCGGUGGAGCCCUGCCAGUCUAACCAGAUCCCUGAUGGAAUCCGGUCAGCAAGUUACAAGUAUUCCGAAGAAGCCAACACCCCUGCUGAGGACUGUGAAGAAGCGCAGAGGCUUGGAGCCGUCAAUGAAUCUUUAAGUGAGAAAACGGUGGAGGCCGUACGGCAAUGGACCCAGCACGACGAUUCUGCAGACAGCUUUUGCGAAGCGGAUGGUAUUUCCCCCGAGGCGGAGUAUGUGGACCUCCUGCUCAAUCCCGAGCGCUACACUGGUUACAAAGGGCCCGAUGCCUGGAAGAUGAACAGCAUUUAUGAAGAAAACUGCUUCAAACCCCAGUCUGUAAAAAGGCCUUUGAAUCCCUUGGCUUCUGGCAGAGGAGAAGAUGAAGGGAACAUGUUUUACAGCUGGUUGGAAGGCCUGUGUGUGGAGAAGCGGGCUUUCUACAAGCUCAUCUCUGGCCUCCAUGCAAGUAUCAAUACUCAUCUCAGCGCCAGGUACCUUCUUCAAGACACUUGGUCGAAGAAGCAGUGGGGUCACAACGUGACCGAGUUCCAGCAGCGGUUCGAUGAAGUCCUGACGCAGGGCGAGGGCCCCAGGAGGCUGAAGAACCUCUACUUCAUCUAUUUGAUCGAACUCCGCGCCCUCUCCAAAGUCCUGCCUUUCUUCGAGCGCCCGGAUUUCCAGCUGUUCACAGGCGACAAAGACAGAGAUAGAGAAGUCAAGAGUCUCUUGUUGGAGAUUCUCCAUUUAAUCAAGUCUUUCCCUUUGCACUUCGAUGAAAAUUCACUGUUUACCGGAAGCCGGAGAGAGGCCGUCAAGUUAAAGGAGGAGUUUAGGCUCCAUUUUAAGAACAUUUCAAGGAUUAUGGACUGCGUGGGAUGCAUAAAAUGUCGCCUCUGGGGGAAGCUACAAACCCAGGGUUUGGGAACCGCGCUGAAGAUCCUGUUUUCCGAACGCCAAAUUGAAAACAUGCCUGAGAGAGGCCCUUCUCCCUCGUUCCAUCUAACAAGACAGGAAAUCGUAGCCCUCUUCAAUGCUUUCGGAAGGAUUUCAACCAGCGUUAAAGAGCUGGAAAACUUCAGGGAUCUCUUGCAAAGCCUGCAGUGAGGAUGACGCUCAGGGCAGUUUGUGCUGCUUCAACCACCAGGGAC
Molecule: messenger RNA, 1617 nt
Organism: Heteronotia binoei (common prickly gecko)
Lineage: Eukaryota; Metazoa; Chordata; Lepidosauria; Squamata; Gekkonidae
Gene: ERO1A
Product: endoplasmic reticulum oxidoreductase 1 alpha
Biological process (GO): protein folding in endoplasmic reticulum
Cellular component (GO): endoplasmic reticulum membrane; endoplasmic reticulum
Molecular function (GO): thiol oxidase activity; protein-disulfide reductase activity; FAD binding
Source: RefSeq, a predicted model, not a curated record